Messenger RNA from Euleptes europaea (tarantolino), 1183 nucleotides. It is a transcript of the gene CRYZ, whose product is annotated as crystallin zeta. The record is from RefSeq and is a predicted model, not a curated record. The coding region runs from base 174 to 1166 and encodes 330 amino acids. NCBI's taxonomy places the organism in Eukaryota, Metazoa, Chordata, Lepidosauria, Squamata, Sphaerodactylidae. Gene Ontology annotation, cellular component: cytosol. The transcript has 8 exons. Gene Ontology annotation, molecular function: mRNA 3'-UTR binding; NADPH binding; zinc ion binding.
UAUACAGUGAAAAUCCAAAAGCAACACAUUGUGGAGCAGAAUGAAAUGGGUGGUGAACCUCUGAUUUAAAUUUCAGCUGAAGAGCAAGGUUUUUUUAUCCUUUCCCUCUGAAGUGGAAAAGGCAGUGAAGAUUAACACACCGAAUCUUUUAUCACUUGAGUUUCCAAGUUGUCAUGGCAACGGGGAGAGCUGUGAUGAGAGCUGUCAGAGUGUUUGAAUUUGGUGGACCUGAAGUGCUUAAGCUGCAGUCAGAUGUCUCCUUGCCGGUUCCAAAAGCAAAUCAGGUUCUCAUUAAAGUUCACACCUGUGGCAUUAACCCAGUGGAGACCUAUAUUCGUUCUGGGACCUAUGCUAGAAAGCCAGCUCUACCUUACACACCAGGUUCCGAUGCGGCCGGCGUAAUAGAAGCAGUUGGAGAGCAAGUAACCACUUUCAAGAAUGGAGACCGGGUUUUUACUGUUGGUACAAUUUCUGGUGGCUAUGCAGAAUAUACCGUUGCUUCAGUUGACACAGUCUUUCCCUUGUCUGAUGAACUGGAUUUCAAGCAAGGUGCAGCAGUUGGAAUUCCAUAUUUUACUGCAUUCCAUGCUCUCUUUCAAAAAGGGGAUGCUAAAGCAGGAGAAACCUUGCUAGUCCAUGGAGCAAGUGGAGGAGUUGGAAUAGCAGUAUGCCAGAUUGCAAGAGCUUAUGGUUUGAAGGUUUUGGGCACAGCUGGUACUGAGGAAGGAAUAAAUCUGGUUCUGAAAAAUGGAGCCCACAAAGCAUUUAAUCACAGGAAGAAGGAUUACUUGGCUCAGAUUAAGGAAACUGCUAGUGAACGAGGCAUAGACAUAAUUAUAGAAAUGUUGGCUAAUGUCAACCUUGCCAAUGACUUGCUACUUUUGACAAAAGGAGGAAGGGUGAUGAUUGUGGGAAGCAGAGGUCCCAUUGAGAUAAACCCUAGAGAGACUAUGGCGAAGGAGUCAAGCAUCAGAGGAAUUUCUUUAUAUGCUGCAUCUAAGGAGGAGCUGGAUGAAUGUGCAGCUUCAAUCCUUGCAGGUAUAGAAGCUGGCUGGCUGAAACCAGCAAUAGGCCCUGAAUAUCCAUUGGAGAAGGUGACAGAGGCUCACAGAGGUAUAAUCCACAGCCAGGGUGCUUUGGGGAAGAUGGUGCUUCUUAUUCGUUAAGUGCUUAUGCACUUAAC